AUGUUCAGAACAAGAAUCCCGCUUCUCUCCCUCCUCCUCCUCGCAGGGAGCGAAGGGUUCCAGGUAUCUUUCUCCAUGUCGCCCGCAACCUCCAAGUUGCCCUCCUCCUUUGUCACUCCCCUCCUGCCGCCCCUGCAUGACAGGUGGAGGAGCGAGAGGAGAGGCGGGGAGAGGGCAGGAUCGUUGCGCAUGCAGCAAGACGACAGCAAGGUCAGGAGGAUGCGGCUGCUCCGCAUCGCAGAGCUGAGGAGGGAGAUCGCGCUGGACGCCAAGCAGAAGGCGCAGCAGCUGAGGGAGAAGUUCAAGGCAAGAUACGCGAGACUGACAGGAGGUUGA
This is a messenger RNA of Guillardia theta CCMP2712, 336 nucleotides long. RefSeq lists its product as hypothetical. The transcript has a single exon. The coding region runs from base 1 to 336 and encodes 111 amino acids. Lineage: Eukaryota; Cryptophyceae; Pyrenomonadales; Geminigeraceae. The record is from RefSeq and is a predicted model, not a curated record.